AACCCACGCCUCCUUAAUCAACCAACGCGCUCUGAAAAACGAACAAGAAAAAAUACCAACACGAAGAAGAAGAAGAAGAAGAAGAACCAGAAGCCAAAAAGCCAAACCCAACUCAUACAUAAACACAGACUCUCUCUCUCUCUCUCUCUGUAUAUAAUGGAAGCUGGUGAAAAAUCAUUCCCAAGCUUUCAUUCUCUUCAAAUACUCAUCUUCAUCUCACUGAUGCUGUGCAAUUUGGCUUUUGUCAAAGCAAAUGUAUCAAACCCUUUACCAUUUCAAAGAGAAUUCAAUGAGUUUCGGCCCUUGUAUUACUGCGAACGAUGCCUUGCGGGCAAGGUGCAAGAUACUGCUUCUGCUACUGGAGUCAGCAAUUAUCCAGAUGAACAGGAUAUUGACAUCAUUGCGACAUACAGUGAUACUUCUGGUGCUAUUCGAAUUAGUAGGGUGAAAAUGAGGGACCUAUCUGCUUCCUGGGUAUGGGAAAACCCUAUGGAUGUUCACCAUGACCAGUCAACAAGUUCUGAGACAGUGGUUGAUUCAUUUCAAUCUGGGAUAAGAUCUGGAGAGAAUGCUGAGCAUUAUAUCGAUGGGCAUCAAGAUGGUAGAAUCCCAUAUCUUUACAACUCAUCAAUGAGCCCAGUGAAGCACAUGCGGCAGAUAGCACGGAAGGAAAGGAGGGAUCUCCGAACUGCACAAAUAAUUCAACAAGAUAAAGAAACUGACAACCAGAUGGCAGAAGCAGCAAUUGAAAGAUCUAAAAGCCUUGACACCUCUGUCAAGAGAAAGUACAAUAUAUGGAGGCGAGAUUUUGUUCAUCCACAUUCAGAUUCCAUCCUCAAACUUAUGCAGGACCAGAUGAUAAUGGCCAAAGCAUAUGCAAGCAUUGCCAAGUCUAAGAAUGAAAGUGAGCUUUACAACUCUCUUAUGGCACACUCCAACGCAAGUCAAAGUGCUAUUGGAGAAGCACAUUCUGAUGCUGAGCUUCACCCAAGUGCCCUUGAUCAAGCAAAAGCAAUGGGUCACAUUCUCUCUAGAGCAAAAGACAAAUUAUAUGACUGCGACAUAGUUGCAAGGACAUUUAGAGCCAUGGUUCAGUCAACUGAAGAUAAAGUAACUGCAAUGAAGAAGAAGACUGCUUUCUUGAUUCAGCUAGCUGCGAAAACAAUCCCUAAACGAUUGCAAUGCCUUCCUCUGCAGCUUGCAGCAGAUUAUUAUAUGCAGGGUUAUUAUAGUAAACCGGAUCUUGACAAAGAAAAGCUUGAAGAUCCUUCUCUCUAUCACUAUGCCAUAUUUUCUGAUAAUGUACUAGCAGCAUCUGUGGUUGUCAAUUCUACUGUGCUGCAUGCAAAGGAACCUGAAAAACAUGUUUUUCAUGUAGUCACAGAUAAACUGAAUUUUGCUGCAAUGAGAAUGUGGUUUAUUGUCAACCCUCCUAUGAAGGCAACAAUCCAAGUUGAGAACAUUGAUGAUUUCAAGUGGCUGAAUUCCUCAUACUGUUCUGUUCUACGCCAACUUGAGUCUGCGAGAACUAAAGAAUAUUAUUUUAAAGUAAACCAUCCUACUACCGUAUCUGCUGGGGAAGACAAUCUUAAAUACAGGAACCCGAAAUAUUUGUCCAUGUUGAAUCACCUAAGGUUCUACCUUCCUGAAGUUUACCCAAAGCUGGACAAGAUCCUAUUUUUGGAUGAUGAUAUUGUAGUUCAGAAGGAUCUCACGCCUCUUUGGUCCGUUGAUCUGCAAGGGAUGGUAAAUGGUGCAGUGGAGACAUGCAAGGAAAGCUUCCAUAGGUUUGAUAAGUAUCUCAACUUCUCAAAUCCAAAGAUCUCUGAGAAUUUUGAUCCAAAUGCUUGUGGUUGGGCAUUUGGCAUGAAUAUUUUUGACUUGAAGGAGUGGAAAAAGCGAAAUAUAACUGGAAUAUAUCAUCGUUGGCAAGAUAUGAAUGAGGAUAGGACCCUUUGGAAACUUGGCUCAUUGCCACCGGGACUGAUCACUUUCUAUAACUUGACGUAUCCACUGGAUCGGGGUUGGCAUGUCUUGGGACUUGGCUAUGACCCAGCCCUUAAUCAAUCAGAGAUAGAGAAUGCCGCUGUCAUCCAUUACAAUGGAAACUACAAGCCAUGGCUGGAUUUGGCCGUUUCAAAGUAUAAUUCUUACUGGUCUAGAUAUGUUAUGUUUGACAACCAUUAUCUUCAAUUUUGCAACAUCCGCCAAUAACUAUUUUUUUUCCCUCUCUCUCACUCACCCCCGGUCCCCCACAUGUGUAAUGUUUGAAUUUCAAAGAAAAGAAUUUCAAAAUGCCUCGUUGCCCA
This is a messenger RNA of Quercus robur (English oak), 2309 nucleotides long. Its product is annotated as probable galacturonosyltransferase 3. The coding region runs from base 157 to 2214 and encodes 685 amino acids. The record is from RefSeq and is a predicted model, not a curated record. The transcript has 9 exons. Gene Ontology annotation, molecular function: polygalacturonate 4-alpha-galacturonosyltransferase activity. NCBI's taxonomy places the organism in Eukaryota, Viridiplantae, Streptophyta, Magnoliopsida, Fagales, Fagaceae.